Messenger RNA from Aspergillus thermomutatus, 803 nucleotides. RefSeq lists its product as uncharacterized. NCBI's taxonomy places the organism in Eukaryota, Fungi, Ascomycota, Eurotiomycetes, Eurotiales, Aspergillaceae. The record is from RefSeq and is a predicted model, not a curated record. The annotation marks the transcript as partial. The transcript has 2 exons.
AUGGGUUCCCUUGCUCCGUCCUCAGGUCCAGCCUUCGCAGGGAAAGUUGCGCUUGUGACGGGAUCUUCUCGUGGUAUUGGCCGAGAAAUUGCACUUGGACUCGCAGUCCGCGGUGCCGAUAUUGUCAUCAACUACUUCUCCAGCGAAGCCAAGGCGCAGGAAGUGGUCAAAGAAAUCAAGGCGUUAGGACGGAAAGCCGUCGCCAUUCGGGCGGAUGUCUCGUCGUAUGAGGCAAUCCAGGGACUCUUCCGAGAAGCAGUGGCUGCGUUCGGCAAGAUUGACGUCGUUGUCUCCAAUUCCGGCGUUGAACAUUUCGAGACCAUUGACAAGGUGACCCCAGAGCAGUACGACCAUGUGUUCAAUAUCAACACGCGGGGGCAAUUUUUCGUCGCGCAACAGGGUUACCAAUACAUUUCGCCCGGCGGAAGUAUCGUCCUCAUGUCGUCCAUCGCGGCGAAUCUUCGCGGCCUGGCUGACCAUGCCAUCUAUUCGGCCAGCAAGGCAGCAGUCGAAGCAUUUGUCCGUUCCCUUCCCAGCGACUUCGCCCCCAAGCGCGUCCGGGUGAAUGCCAUCGCACCCGGUGGCAUUGAUUCCGACAUGGCCAACGACAACGCGUGGCGAUACGUUCCGGGGGGCGAUGCUUCCAUGCCGUACGAAACAGCGAAAGACGCGCUGGGCAGGAUGUGUCCCCUCGGCAGGUUUGGUCUGCCGCAGGAUGUCGCCAAGGUCGUUGCCUUCCUGGCUUCCGAUGAGGGUGGAUGGAUCAACGGUCAAGUCAUCACGAUUUCGGGAGGAGCAGGUCG